This is a messenger RNA of Lotus japonicus, 1459 nucleotides long. Its product is annotated as putative F-box/LRR-repeat protein 23. Gene Ontology annotation, molecular function: protein binding. The transcript has 2 exons. The record is from RefSeq and is a predicted model, not a curated record. The coding region runs from base 168 to 1076 and encodes 302 amino acids. Lineage: Eukaryota; Viridiplantae; Streptophyta; Magnoliopsida; Fabales; Fabaceae.
UACCUCUAGCAUUUUCUGACAAGGCAAACAGUGUUAAAAAGGAGUGAUGUGAGUCUUAGUUAGUUUUAUCCUCAACGAGACAUUUCAACUUCAACAAUAAUCAGCAUUUCCUAUUGUUUAUAAGAGCCUGUUGAGCAGAGAAGUUAACAAUCAACUUCAUUUGUAAGAUGGCAUUUUCUGAAGAAAGGCCUGUGAAGGAAGCCAAAGGAGAGAGCGCAGAGGAGGAACCAAACUGGCUUGAAUUAAUUCCUGUUGAACUCGCUGCUAGGAUUCUAAACAAGCUUGGUAUCUUUGAAAUUUUCACCAAUGCAAGCCUAGUGUGUCCCUUCUGGUUGAAAGUUUGCAAGAAUCCCCUCACUUGGCGCACCAUUGACUUGACCAAUCACUCUCACCAUGCAGGGUCCAAAUUGCUCAAGUUUUGUCUCCAUGCCAUUGAACGAAGCUGUGGUUCUUUGGAAGACAUUAGUAUUGAGGAUUUUUGCACUGAUGAAAUCCUCCAAUCCAUUGCUGAUAGCGGAAGUCACCUACGACGAAUGCGGCUUUUGAACUGCUGGGAGAUUUCUGAUGAACAAUUGAGUGAGACUGUGAAGAAGCUUCCACUGUUGGAGGAGUUUGAAAUUUCAUUCAGCCCCCUAUCUAAGGACACUUUGGAACUCAUGGGCAAAUGUUGCCCACAUUUGAAAGUGCUGAAAUUUAACAUGAGGGGACUGAAAGGCUUUGAAUGUGAUGAUGAGGCAUUUGCUAUUGCAAAAACCAUGCCUCAGCUGUGUCAUCUUCAGCUUUUGGGAAACAGGCUCACUAAUAAUGGCUUGAUUGCUAUUCUUGAUGGGUGCCCUCAUCUUGAAUCUCUUGACCUGCGUGCUUGUUCUAAUGUUGUUCUGAGUGGAAGAUUGAAGGAAAGGUGUCUUAAGCAGAUCAAAGAUUUACGUCUUCCAGAGGAUGUGAGUGAAGUUCCCAAGUAUGUUGAUGUUGAAGGUUGUGGCUGUGGAUGUGAGGAUGAUCACAAGGGUAAUUUAGCAGCACUUGUAGCACUAGAUUUUAAUGAUCUUCCGCAAGACAUCCUUGAUCUAUUAUGAUUCAUGUUUUAGUUUAGUAAUCCUAUGUUCCUUUUAGCAGUAUAUGAAGCACUUGAUCUUGAUCUUGAUCUUGAUCUUGUGGCUGACUACUUUGGUCUAUUAUGAUUCAUGUUUUAGUUUAGUGAUCCUAUGUUCUUUUUGGUUAUUUUGAUCACCUGCAGCCACGUACUGUUCUAUAUGGCAUUUGUUUUUGGUUUUCAAAGAGACUCAAUGUUGUUUUAAAUGCCAUGGUCCUUUUACUUUUGUAGCGUGUCCUAGAUAACUCAGGUUUUGAGUUUACUUGUCUUGAUAGAUCCUUAUGAACUCUUGUAUUCUAAUUCUAAUAUGAUGGAUGCUGCUGGUUACUAGUUUAAGUCCAAUUUUGCCAUUAGUCUAUAUCUCCA